AUGCCGAAACCAUCGAAAAAGUUGUUCAAGCAGACGCCUUUUUUGGUGAAAGUGCUCUUAUUCCUCGCCAAGUUCGGGGUGAACAUAAACCGUCCUCCGCCUCCUUUGCGAGCGAUCGCGCUUUUCGUCUCCGCGUUUACGCUCGUUUUACUUCUCACGUUUACGCAGCGUAACGCAUCAUUUUUUACUUUAAACGGAGAAAAACCGGAUCGACGCGCCAUAAGGUGCGCGAGGACGUUUCCACAAGUCGCGAGUCACCAGUUGUUGACCGCACAACCGCGCGUGACAUCCGGGGGAAAAGACGCUUUGGAUUACUUGAGGGAUGGAUUUGAAGUGAAAAACUACGAUAUCGGUGCGGUAUCGCGUGCUUUGCUUUCCUCUUCUUUUCGUCGUUUCGUCUCGGUAUACGUUCUCACGAGUCGGUUUCUUCUCCUCUUGGAUGCGCUCAUCGUGUGUGGGUGUGUAUUUCCUCUUAAAUACUCGGUGGAUCGAUCGAGCGCGUUCGUUUACACGUCCGAGACAACAUACGCGGUGCAGUUGAAAGACGGCGCUUUAUUAGCGGCGCAUCCGCAGAGACUGUUCGAUAGGAUUCAAAAAGACGCGAAAGAGGUGACUUUGAAAGAGGCGCGAGCGUUAGGGGCGGACGAGCGGUCGUUUGUUUCGUUGAAAUAUUUGAUCGAGCACUUCGCGACGUCGACGGUUUUACAGAGAAAGACUGGAUCAUCAUCGCCGGUAGGAUGGAAAGGCGUGUCUAGGAAAACGACGUGGUUGGCGCAAGAGUUCGGGAAGAACGUUGGUGGUAUGAGUAGCAACGCGAAGCGACCUGUCGGCAUCGACGGGAUGUUCUUCGGCGUGGAUUUAAAAGGCGACGCGUUGAACGUAGAGAACGUGGUGUUGGUGAACGAAUACGCGAAGAAAGCGAACGUGGUGGACGCGGUGAGUUAUUACGUCACUGACCCAGAAAGUGACGCGAGUAAAAACAUACAAAAAGCGUUGGAGAGUUCGUUUCCAAAGAGCGAAGAUAGAAUUAAAACGACGUGGGCGUUGAGAGACGUGGACGCCUCUCACUGGGAGACGGAGAAGUUCACCAAAGAGAAUUUGGAGAGGAUGAAAAUUCACGGGUUGUUACCGAGCGCGAAAUUCGACGAGAGUUGGUAUUCGAAAGUGGUGAAAGAGAGCAACGCGUGGGUGGAGAGUUGGGUGGCGGACGAUUUAGAGACGGCGUUGGAGUUGCGGAAGAAAGGCGCGCACGCGAUGAUUACAAACGUGCCGGAAAGCUUGAUUGAGGGAAUCAAACAGUUUUGCAUGAAUGGCGAGAAUUUCGACAAGGCGAUAGCAGCGUUAGCAAAAAUGCGAACUUAG
This is a messenger RNA of Bathycoccus prasinos, 1362 nucleotides long. RefSeq lists its product with no specific name. Gene Ontology annotation, biological process: lipid metabolic process. Lineage: Eukaryota; Viridiplantae; Chlorophyta; Mamiellophyceae; Mamiellales; Bathycoccaceae. Gene Ontology annotation, molecular function: phosphoric diester hydrolase activity. The transcript has 2 exons. The coding region runs from base 1 to 1362 and encodes 453 amino acids. The record is from RefSeq and is a predicted model, not a curated record.